UUAUUUUGUUUUUCAGGCAGAUACAGAUAAAACAAUGUCUGCCAACCUGAAAUAUCUUUCCUUGGGAAUCUUGGUCUUCCAGACGACCAGUUUGGUUCUAACAAUGCGCUAUUCCAGGACCUUGAAGGAGGAAGGACCUCGCUAUCUGUCUUCCACAGCGGUGGUUGUGGCUGAAAUCCUGAAGAUAAUGGCCUGCAUUUUAUUAGUCUACAAAGAUAGCCAAUGUAGCCUGAGAGCACUGAAUCGGACACUACGUGAUGAAAUCCUCAAUAAGCCUAUGGAGACGGUUAAACUCGCUAUUCCAUCAGGGAUAUAUACUCUUCAGAAUAACCUGCUCUACGUGGCGCUGUCAAAUCUAGACGCGGCUACCUACCAGGUCACCUAUCAGUUGAAAAUUCUUACGACGGCACUGUUUUCUGUGUCUAUGCUUAGUAAAAAAUUAGGUGUGUACCAGUGGCUCUCCCUGGUGAUUCUGAUGACUGGAGUGGCUUUUGUACAGUGGCCCUCCGAUUCUCAGGAGCUGGACUCGAAGGCGCUCUCGGCCGGCUCGCAGUUUGUGGGUCUCAUGGCCGUUCUCACCGCGUGCUUUUCAAGUGGCUUUGCUGGCGUUUACUUCGAGAAAAUCUUGAAAGAGACCAAGCAGUCGGUGUGGAUCAGGAACAUUCAGCUGGGUUUCUUUGGGAGUAUAUUUGGACUGAUGGGUGUAUACGUUUAUGAUGGAGAAUUGGUAUCCAAGAAUGGUUUUUUUCAGGGAUACAACCGACUGACCUGGAUAGUUGUUGCUCUUCAGGCACUUGGAGGACUUGUAAUAGCUGCUGUUAUCAAGUAUGCAGAUAAUAUUUUAAAAGGAUUUGCAACCUCUUUAUCUAUAAUAUUAUCAACACUGAUAUCCUAUUUUUGGCUACAAGAUUUUGUGCCAACCAGUGUCUUUUUUCUUGGAGCCAUCCUUGUAAUAGCAGCUACUUUCCUAUACGGUUACGACCCCAAACCCGCAGGAAAUCCCACCAAAGCUUAGAGGAGUGCUCUCGUGGCCAUCACGGUGCCCGGGCUCGCGGCGUUCCCCUGGCAGAGGGUUCCACAGAUCCGAGAAGGUGCCGCCCGACUCUCAUCACACUGGUCAAAUGGUCGGAAAACACAGACGUUUAAGGAUACAGCAUGUGUAUAUGUAACAAAAUGCCUGUCGCCUCUAGAAAUCCAAACUUGAACGUAUCGCCAGGGAUUGGAAUCGUUGCAGGAAACCUGAAUCUGCGUGUAGAGAGUUUGCCUCUCUGGUUGCUGCAGAAAUGGCCUGUGCAUUCUGCAAGGGCCCACGCAGCACGGGCCAGAGGUCGGUUUCUGCACACAGCUGUUUAAUCCUACUUAAUGUUUUUAUCUUACUCUUUCUGUACAGAUACAUCAAAUCAUAUGGAAUAGCCAGAGUUUGACAAUUAUAAUUAUAAUUAUUAUAAUUACCUGUAAAGCUGUGAAGAGAUAGAAGUAUGACCUGAAAAACAUUUUCACGUAUCUGAGAUUUCUAUAUUUAUACAAAAGAUUGGUAAACAAAAGAUUGCUAAAUGUUAUUUGUUCAACUACAUAAAAAUUGAUGAAGUAACAUUCUGGGUCUGAUUUGUCAGAAUAAAAUCAUAGUCACAUUUAAGUAUCAUGUAGAGAAAUACACACGCGUAUUUCUCCAUCUACCUUGUAGGUCUCUCCAUGCUCCGAAAGCGUCCAGUGGCUCCGUGCUAGGUGGGACCCGGGGACCCUGACGCUAAUGGAGUAUGACCAUCUUGACUGCGUUUCUUUUCAUAAACCACAUAAAUCUUUACUAGUCCUUCAAGUUAAAUUUCUGUGUGUUCCAUUAAAGUUUUAAUAUGUAAUUUAAAGGGAUUACAUACUCAUUUAAUAAUUUAAAAUAAAAUAAUUAUUACCUAAUAUCUCCAUUUGGAGAGUGUUGAACUAUCAGAGCAUGCACUGUAUGCAAUUAGAAUGUUUUUAAUGAGUAUUUUACUCAUUGAUCUGUAAACUCUACAACUGUUGACAAAAACAACCACCAAAAAAAUAGAACUGGUAUCAAGGAGUUGAGACCAAAAGGACUUUUCUUGGGACAUUCCAGGUCACCACGACGCCACGUUAUUUCAAGUGGCACUGUACCUGUAAAUCCAAGGCCGCCCAGCACUUCCCAGGCCUCCCACACCCGCCGUCCCGGGACCCCAGCACACGCUGGGAGGCGGCUAGUUCCCUCUGUGCCGCUGUGGCUUCCCUUCCGUCUUGACGGCACCGCAGGGCAGGUGCACGUUACCUGCGCUGUUCGGUCAGUCGGUGGGAGACUGCGGCAGAAGUGGGAAGGUGAAUGUGGGCAAAAAUACUUGCUAAGUUGGAGCGUGGGUGUAAGUACUGACUAGACAGAACUACCACUGAAUAAAAGAAGUGUUUUACUUUUUUUUUCAUUCAUACUUAAUAUAUUUUUUAAAAGUUUCCUGCUCUAAUAGUAUAAAAACUGUAAAAUGUAAAUAUUUUUAUAUCAUUCUAAUGGAUUUCGUUGAACAGAAUUUGGCUCAAAAAUACUAUUUUCCAAACUUGGGUACUUUUUGCUAAUUAGGAUUGGCUGUUACUUUGUGAUACAAACCUUGUCUCUACAGGACACAGGCCUAAUUUAUUUCACGCAGUUUAAAUGUGUUUAAAAUGACAAAAUACUUUAAAUGAUUUUGCUGGUGAUUCCAAAUCGGCACCAAGCAGAUUUUCUGGAAGUCUGACUUGUGAUUUUCAGUCACCAAGUGAAAAUACCUUUUAGAGUGUUUGUUUAAUGACUAGCACAUUCGAGCAUGGUGCUUCUAGCUAACAACAUGCAGACUUGCAUCUCAUUACCUCCUGCGAUGUGAAAUCUAAGUCCUGCAAGUGCAAGUGCUCAGAACUCCAGGCUGAAUGUAAAGAUUUAUGUCCAGACCACAAGAAGUCCUGGUUGCGUAACUAUGCAUUAAUUCCAUAUGCACUCAAAAUUAACUGUUAAUUCAGGUUUAUUCUGUCUCUAUUUUAACACUUCCAAAAAUAAUACAAGAGCAUGAUUGCGUAUCAGAUAUGUUAGUUACAAUGAUGUAUUUUCAGGUGUCCAAUAUAACACAAUUUUCAAGAUUCCCAACAAAGUUUAUAAAAUUAUAAUCAAGAGUUGUGAGAAAGGAGAAAAUAGUCUAAAGUAUAUUUUCAAAGCAAUUUUUUAUCGUAUUUUGCUUUUCUAGUCAGUUUGAAAACAUUAUUAGAGAUUGGGUUGUGCAGUUUAUAUGUUUUAAUUCAUAAAGGAAUCGUCACCUUUGA
Miniopterus natalensis is the source of this 3288-nucleotide messenger RNA. Lineage: Eukaryota; Metazoa; Chordata; Mammalia; Chiroptera; Miniopteridae. The record is from RefSeq and is a predicted model, not a curated record.